This is a messenger RNA of Amblyraja radiata (thorny skate), 1024 nucleotides long. RefSeq names its product alpha-1-antiproteinase-like. Gene Ontology annotation, molecular function: serine-type endopeptidase inhibitor activity. The transcript has 3 exons. Bases 44 to 1000 code for a protein of 318 amino acids. The record is from RefSeq and is a predicted model, not a curated record. Lineage: Eukaryota; Metazoa; Chordata; Chondrichthyes; Rajiformes; Rajidae.
GUGGCAACUGCUACAGUAUAAAUUGCCAUUGGAGAGCCCGAGUAUGCUUGUUCUAGUUGGGUUGCCAUAUGCGAGCAGGUUUCUUCAUUUUAGGUUCAAAAUGGAGAAGCUGAUUGCUUUUGUUCUGCUGUUGGUCACUGUGCCUUACAGCGGAUUAGUCACUGGAGAAGCUUCAUCACCCAACAUACGUGAUCCAAAUACACAUUUGGCCAUGAUGAGAUCUGCAGAUGCAAAUGUAAAUUUUGCAAUGAAGCUCUUCAGACAGAUUGCCAAUCAACCAGGAAUAACGACCAAGAAUAUUUUCUUCUCUCCUCUAAGCAUCUCUGCUGCCCUAAGCAUGUUGGCUUUGGGUGCUAGGCAGAACACUCUAACUGAGUUUAUGCAGGUCCUUGGGUACAUCAAGAUGGAAAGGAACGGAGAGACAGCGGUGAGGGAGUUGUUCCAAUAUCUUCUGGAAGAACUAACCAGUGGAAAUAGUACACUAAAAAUGGGGAACUCCCUGCAUAUUCAGGAGGGUCUAAAUGUGAAAAGAAUGUUCCUUCAAGAAAGCAAGCAAUUUUAUAAUGCAGAUACAUUGAAUAUUAAUUUCCGAGAACCACAGAAUGCAAAGGAACAGAUUAACACCUAUGUGAAAAAUAAAACAAAUGGCAAAAUUCCAGAAUUCGUUAAAGCGUCCCUUCCUAGUGAUACAAUGAUGCUGCUUCUCAACUAUGUCUUGUUUAAAGGCAAAUGGUUGAAGCCUUUUGACCCCAGCGAGACUUAUGAAGAUGAUUUUCAUGCAGGUGACGGAACGACGGUGAAAGUUCAAAUGAUGAAGAGGAUGGGAAUGUUUGAGAGCAUUUAUGCUGAUAUUUUAUCUAGUUAUGUAAUUAAAAUUCCAUAUCAAGGAAAUACUUCCCUGGUGCUGGUUCUACCAGACCCUGGGAAAUUAGCAGAGGUGGGAGAAAAAAUGACUGUCAACAAUUUUCAGCCCCUGUUAUAUAAAUUGCACCGGCGGUAAGUUCAAUGACAUGAAAUCAUAUGU